Molecule: messenger RNA, 1753 nt
Organism: Chilo suppressalis (striped riceborer)
Lineage: Eukaryota; Metazoa; Arthropoda; Insecta; Lepidoptera; Crambidae
Source: the annotation of a GenBank genome assembly
GUUAGUGCAUCAGCGAGCAUGUGCGCACGUCAUUACUUAGCUUGUUAUAUUUCUGUCACGGUUAUUACAAUUAUCAAUGUAUCGAGUAAAACUAUAUUUUUGGAACUGAAUGGUCCAACGAGUGAAGAGCUAUUAUUCCUGAGAAAGUAUGGCUACGCACCAGAGCCCUCAGGGGACUUAGACUUUGCGUACACACCUCAUUCGAUAUCGGAGGCUGUACGCAAGAUGCAAGCGUUUGCUGGUCUCCCACAAACUGGUGAAGUGGAUUACGCUACAAAACAACUUUUCAAGAAAAAGCGCUGUGGCGUCAAAGAUAUAGAUAACAGCAUAAAGACAAGAAGUCGUAGAUACAUACUGCAGCAGGGAUGGACGAAAAAGAUCAUCACUUACAGGGUGAUCAACGGCUCCAGUACUCUCCCCAAGCACAGAGUAGAAGCGCUGAUGGAGGAAGGAUUAGCGGUGUGGGCACCUCACGGAGGCUUACAGUUCAUACCGGUGCAAGAUCGUCGUGCUGACAUCGAGGUAUAUUUCGGAAAGGAGAACCAUGGCGACGACUUUCCCUUCGACGGACCGGGCCACGUGGUUGCGCACGCGUUCCCCCCACCUAACGGGGCGAUGCACUUCGACGACGACGAAAUCUGGGGUGAGGGGCACGACGGCGAGGCGGAUGACGUCACCGACUUCUUCGCCGUGGCCGUGCACGAGAUCGGCCACGCGCUCGGACUGUCGCACUCCAACGUAAAGGCCUCCGUCAUGUACCCCUACUACCAAGUGCCGGUGGAGAAACUCCACAUCGACGACAUAUUGGGGAUGCAGGAGCUUUAUAUGAAGGACGAAGUAGUAGAGGAGACGGAGAGCCCGGCGGCGGCGGCGCGCGGCUCGUCGCUGGCGCCGCGCUUCACCAAGGCCGCCAGUGAGGAGCUCGAAGACAACGAGAUCCCCGACCUGUGCUACACCAACUACGACACGCUGCAGGCCAUACAGGGCAAGCUUUUCGUCUUCGAGGAGGAGUGGAUGUGGAUCAUCAAGGACAAAGUGAUUCAAGAAGGAUUUCCGAGAAGAUUCCACGAUGUGUUCAAAGGGUUGCCCGAGAGAAUAAACAUUAUCAAAACUAUUUACGAAAAGCAGAAUGGGAAUAUAGUUAUAUUUUCAGGUAAAAGAUACUGGGAGUUCGAUGCCACAUUCCGCCUAAUCAAGGUGGGCAGACUGACAGACUACGGCUUACCACGCAGAGUUCCGGAACUGACCACCGUGUUCCUGUCCAACUACAAUAAUAAGACUUACCUCAUCGAGUACGAGUGGUUCUGGCGGUACGACGAGGCCGCGCGCCGCAUGGACGUCGGCUACCCGAAGGAGAUGUCGGCUUGGCGACAGGUGCCCUACCCGGUCGACGCGGCGAUUAUUUGGAAAGGAGACACGUUUUUCUUCCGAGGCCCACGGUUCUGGCGGUUCGACAACGCGUUGGUGCAGGCGCACGAGUACUACCCGGUGCCUACUGCGCAGGCCUGGUUCCCGUGCGGGAACUCCCCGGACAUGGCUCAUUACUUCACCAACGAUGAGCCUUAGACACUAACCGCCUUUAUUACGAAACGUUUACUAAAGUUAAACCACCCGUCACCCUUUUUUGCUAAAGAUAAUACAAAGACUAUUUAGUUUUAAUUAUAAACCACGUCUUACUUUAGUUCACGUUUUGUAAAAAGAUGGUAAUUGUGUUAAGUAAUAAUGAUUUUAAAUUAAAGGUAUUAAAAAAGAG